UCAGAGAAAAAAAAAAUAUUAGUCUUGUUCUACUAUUCGACGAAAUCGGGCAAUAUGAUCAAACUGGUGAUAGCUUUCACUUUAAUGACAGCAGCACUGGCUGCCAUUACACCAACACCACCAGGGAAAAUUAUUGCAAUUCUUCGGUCAUCGAGUGAUAUUGCUCCAGAUGGUAGCAGUUAUAAAUACGACUAUGAGACCGAAAAUGGAAUAUCUGUAGAAGAAAGUGGUAGUCUGGCAGGCAAUGGACCCGAUGCUGCACUAACUGCAGUUGGAUCAUACAAGUUCACUCUUCCUGACGGAACUCCAGCUGAGGUAGCUUACAUUGCUGGUCCCGAUGGAUUCCAGCCUACUGGAAAUAUAAUACCAACUCCACCUCCAAUUCCAGAAGCGAUUCAAAGAGCUCUUGCAUACAAUGAAGCCCAUCCCGAACAAGAUUCUUCCGAACCUGUCGGUCACAAAGGAUUCCUUUUAACUUCAUUUUAAAUGUAGAAUAGUACGAAUGUUGCUUAUUUAAUGCCAUAAAUAAUAUAUGUAUUAAAAGAUACAUAAAUCCUUUUACUGUGCAGUUGCUUAACUUAGUUUACAUAGUUACCAAUUCGGUUUAUGACCCUUUUUAAUAAAUAUAGUCUAAAGAA
Messenger RNA from Anoplophora glabripennis (Asian longhorned beetle), 638 nucleotides. Its product is annotated as endocuticle structural glycoprotein SgAbd-1-like. The record is from RefSeq and is a predicted model, not a curated record. Gene Ontology annotation, molecular function: structural constituent of chitin-based larval cuticle. The transcript is spliced from 3 exons. Gene Ontology annotation, cellular component: chitin-based extracellular matrix. The coding region runs from base 55 to 486 and encodes 143 amino acids. Lineage: Eukaryota; Metazoa; Arthropoda; Insecta; Coleoptera; Cerambycidae.